This is a messenger RNA of Frieseomelitta varia, 2052 nucleotides long. Its product is annotated as synaptic vesicle glycoprotein 2B-like. Gene Ontology annotation, biological process: transmembrane transport. NCBI's taxonomy places the organism in Eukaryota, Metazoa, Arthropoda, Insecta, Hymenoptera, Apidae. The coding region runs from base 162 to 1766 and encodes 534 amino acids. Gene Ontology annotation, molecular function: transmembrane transporter activity. The transcript is spliced from 10 exons. The record is from RefSeq and is a predicted model, not a curated record.
UAUUUAAAGCGACGCAACUAUGGAUCGCGCGAACGUUUUCCAUCGGCACUAUAGAGGGUAACACUCAAGAUUCUGCCUGGUUUUUCAACCGACAGUCUUUGCUUCGGUGUUUGAGAAGAAAGAAGAUACCCGUAUUUCCAGCCGUACUGCAUAUAAUCGCUAUGGUUAAUCAGAUCGCUUCCUUCUCCUAUCAAGUGGAGAACAACGGAGGCAAGGAGGGCACCGCAGAUUUCGAGAAAGCCAUCAAGCUAUGCGGCUAUGGAAAGUUCCACUAUGGUUUCUUGCUACUCUGCGGUGCAAUGUUCAUUUGCGUUGGCUUUCAGAACGGGAUAAACGCGUACAUUUUACCAUCCGCCGAAUGUGACCUCGGCCUGACAUCCGAACAGAAGGGUCUUCUGAACGUCGCCUUCCUCUUAGGAGGAGUUAUAAGUUCCCUUUUCUGGGGAGUGCUCGCCGAUGCCUACGGAAGGAAACAUAUUCUUCUCUUCACUCUGUUGAGUGACAGUAUUUUAUCAAUCGGAGGAAGUUUCUCUCAAAGUUUCAAGGUGUUGUUAAUUUUCAGAGCGCUCAGUGGAUUCUUCAUUGGUGCUCCUGGUUCUCUAAUCUACACGUAUCUCGGCGAAUUUCACGCGGCGAAACAAAAAUUAAAAGCUCUUUGCUACAUUGGAUUCUUCUGGACCGUAUCAUGGUUAAUAUUGCCUGGUUUGGCUUGGAUCAUCACACCAUUGCCAAUAUCCCUUCAAUUCAACGGCAUGUUGUACAAUUCUUGGCGACUCUUUUUGGCUGUUAUUGGAGUGCCAACGUUGAUAGUAACUCUGAUCACGUCCAGAUAUCCCGAGAGUCCGAAAUUCUUGGCCUCCCAAGGGAAAACGGACGAGGCGCUGGCGAUUUUGCGAAAAAUCUACGCAACGAACACCGGUCGCAACGAGGACGAAUAUCCGGUAAAAGUCUUGCUAUCCGACGACAUGAUGAAUAUUAAUAACCGUAACAGAUCCUUCUCUGCGUCCACAGUGCUGAUGGAAUUACUGAAAAAUAUUUGGCAGCAGGUGCGUUUGCUUGCGUCACUGCCACUUUUGAAAUACGCGCUCCUCAGUUGGACCAUUUACUUUGCGAACAUGUUCGGGUAUUACGGGUUCGGUUUAUGGCUGCCAGAGCUGUUCAAUCGUUUCGAGAACUACCACAACCUGUACCCGAAUCGAACGGUAACCGUUUGCAAGUUAAUCCGAGAGCACGAUCUACAAGCUGCUGUCACGCCGGCGCAAGAUCUUCCAGUCAACUCGACCAACAUUUUAAUUAACUCGACGAGCGUCGUUUGUUCCUCCAACUUGGACGAGAUGGUGUUCGUCAAUUCGCUGACGAUCAACGCGUUUUGUUUACUGGGCAAUCUCGCGUCUGGUUACUUGGCAAACCGUGUUGGCCGACGAACGAUUCCAGUGACAACCAUGCUGUUGGCCGGAAUCUUUGGCUUCGUGAUAUAUUUCGUCAACUCCUCCAUGCAGAUUCUCAUAGUGAGCUGCAUGUUCUCGCUGAUGAUCGUCACGGCGAAUUUCGUCAUCAGCUGCGUCGUGGUCGACAUAUUCCCAACGAACGUGGGCGCCGUCGCGAUCUGCAUGAUGACCUGUUUCGGUAGAAUCGGCGCGAUCGCCAGCAACCUGGCCUUUGGGAUGUUGCUCGACAUCAGUUGCGAGGUGCCGAUCUUUCUGGUCGGCGGUAUAGUCAUCUUCGGAGGGUUUCUAGCGUUGAUUCUUCCAGAGAGAAAAGGUUGAACACUUCCCGGUGCGAGAUCAAGAUACAAUACGCUUAUUGCGACGUGUGACGUUCGAUUCGCUCCAAUACAUUCCAUAACGCGAUUGCAUCGUCGAUAUUUUUGUGAAAUAUCAAAAUUCGUGAACGAUUUGCCAGAUGUUCCGCAAGUCAUUGUAACGGUAUGCGUGUUCUGUGUGUGCACGAGUGAAGUGUGUCGUGAUCAUCAUGUAAAUACGAAAAAUCUGCUGAACGAGUGAAACGAAAGAUGUAUUAUAGAAUAAGAACGAAAAAGACCAUGAUAUUUUC